Messenger RNA from Cylindrotheca closterium, 1107 nucleotides. NCBI's taxonomy places the organism in Eukaryota, Bacillariophyta, Bacillariophyceae, Bacillariales, Bacillariaceae. The record is from the annotation of a GenBank genome assembly.
AUGCCCAACAAUCUCCAAUCACUCAUUUACACCAACGAAGGAGGAAGCUCUCCCAAAUUGCAAGUCCUCGAUCAGCUCUUGAUUCCUCAUGAAAAGGUCUAUUUGGAUGUUCCUGAUGUCGAGAAAGCCUGGAGCGUCAUUCGGGAAAUGCAAAUUCGUGGAGCUCCCUUGAUUGCCAUUGUAGCCUUGUUGGGUCUCUCUGUAGAUCUGCAUACCAAUGAAAAGACGAUCAAGGAAUUGGAUGCCAUGGACGAUGGUGCUGUUCUCAAGUACAUUCAAGAUAAGAUGACCUACCUGAAUACCUCGCGUCCGACGGCCGUCAAUCUGGCCAAUGCGCUGGCCGAAACAGAAAAUGCCUUAAAAAAUGCUGCCCAAGAAAACAAGGAAGGAUCCCUUCGCAAGAGUUUGUGCAAGGCUAUCUUGGAAUAUUCCGAAUUCAUGUUGGAGCGCGAUGUUAGUGACAACAAGUCUAUCGGAAGGUUUGGUGCUGAAGCCAUUUUGGCGAAGACCGGCAAGGACAAGGUGGACAUGUUGACAAUUUGCAAUACUGGCGCUUUAGCCUGUGCUGCAUAUGGAACUGCUCUUGGCGUGGUGCGAAGUUUGGAAGCAGGUGGAAACCUUAGUAGUAUUACUGCUUUGGAGACUCGUCCAUACAACCAAGGAUCUCGAUUGACGGCAUUUGAAAUUAUGGAAGAGAAAAUGACAGGUGGACAACUCAUUUGCGAUUCGGCUGCUGGCGCUUUGAUGAAAACCAAGAACGUAGAUGCUGUAGUGGUUGGCGCAGAUCGUGUGUGCGCCAAUGGAGAUACAGCCAACAAAAUUGGUACCUACAAUGUUUCCAUUAUUGCCGCCUUUCACAAAGUCCCCUUUUACGUCGCGGCACCAAUUACCUCGUUGGAUAUUAACUUGACGAGUGGAGAUGCCAUUCCUAUUGAAGAGCGAUCGGCCGAUGAAUUGAUCAAUACUUCCAAGGCUCCUGCUAAUGUUCCCUGCUGGAACCCUGCCUUUGAUGUGACUCCCGCUGCCAACAUUACAGGAAUCGUCACAGAAAAGGGUGUCAUUCUUCCUGAUGCUAAUGGCAAUUUCGAUGUCAGGGGAUUUGUGUAA